Molecule: messenger RNA, 978 nt
Organism: Gavialis gangeticus (Gharial)
Lineage: Eukaryota; Metazoa; Chordata; Crocodylia; Gavialidae
Gene: CEP20
Product: FGFR1OP N-terminal like
Exons: 5
Coding region: 78-605 (175 amino acids)
Biological process (GO): microtubule anchoring; cilium assembly
Cellular component (GO): centrosome; ciliary basal body; motile cilium
Molecular function (GO): protein binding
Source: RefSeq, a predicted model, not a curated record
GACACCGUGAGGAGCGCAGCGCGCCUGCGCAGCGCUGCCUUGUUUCCGUCCGGGCGCUGGUGGCCGUUCGUCGUGGCAUGGCAACCGUGGCCGAGCUGAAAGCGGUUCUAAAGGACACACUGGAAAAAAGAGGUUCGCUAGGACAAAUAAAAGCAAGGCUCAGAGCUGAAGUCUUUAAUGCGCUGGAUGACCAGAGUGAACCACGACCACCAUUAUCUCAUGAAAAUCUCUUAAUCAACGAAUUAAUUCGGGAAUACUUAAACUACAACAAAUACAAAUAUACAGCAUCUGUCCUGACAGCAGAAUCCGGUCAACCUGAAGUGCCACUAGAUAGACAGUUUCUUGUCAAUGAGCUGAAUGUAGUUGAAGAUCAAAGUGGAAGAUCAGUACCUCUCUUAUAUGGAAUUAUAGCUCAGUUUUUACAUGGUGGUAAAGAAGAAAGCAUCCAUAACGCACUUCCAAAAAGAUCUUCACAGCAGCUUCCAAAACAGAAUCUCAGCAAACCACAUAAUGAAAGAAAAAGAAUAGAGGGAAUUCCAGAACCAGGGAGGAUGGCUGGCACUCGCAUUGAAGACCCAUUUAUUUUACGGGGUGCAAACAGAUGACGUUUUUGCCUAUUUAAUUCAGGAUUGGUACAACCUCUUCCUUAAAUAGCUGUUCCUUACUGAAGACGGCUUAUGGGCUUCCAUGGAACUUGCAUGAAUAAUGACUGUUUGUAAUAUUGCGUGACUAGGUUUGCAUGUAUUUGUUGCCGGAAUAAAUGGCAUUAGCAAAAGGUCCAUUUCUGCAGUGCUGAUACAGACUGUGCUCCCAUGGAGGUCCAGGAUAGUCAUGCCUCUGUCUAGACUACUGGCUAUGAAAUGUUAGUUGUCAGGAAUAAGAAUUAGCAGAAAUAACUAAACAUUUCCAGCACACACUGUAUUUAUUGCUUACAGUACUACUUCUGCAUUUGUGAAUAAAAGCUGACUUUAUUUUCUA